GCACUGUACCCCCCCUCUCUCUCACUGAGGUGGAAGUUUAUUGUACCAUACAUAAACCUCUCCACCCUUAUCCCCUCCUCUCCGCCCUGCACCGCCACUCAUGGCCUGCUCCUCCUCCAUCAUCGGAGUUUCCUCCAUAUACCAGACCAAUCCAUCUCUUGACCACUCCAAGCGCCCCACUUCCGCCCCGCCAUUAGCUCUCCAUUUCUCCGCCGCUCAUAACCCCUUCAGAGCUUUUUCUUUCGCCGGCCGCCUCAAGGCGGCUGCUGGUGCGUCCAAUUCUUUUGUUGCUUCAGCUGUGGUCACUCCCAACUCCUCUGUUUUGAGCGAGGAGGCGUUUAAGGGGCUUGGGGGUUUCGGAAGGAGCGCCUCGGACGUUAGCGGGAGCGAGUACGAAGAGUCGGAAGAGGAAUUUGGGGAGAUUGAGGCCGGAAGUGCGGAUGAACUAGAUGUUUCUAAACUUGGUUUGCCUCAACGCCUUGUGGCUACGCUCGAGAAGCGUGGGAUUACUCAGCUUUUCCCUAUCCAGAGAGCUGUUUUAGUGCCAGCACUGGAAGGUCGUGACAUUAUCGCUCGCGCAAAGACUGGGACCGGAAAAACAUUAGCAUUUGGUAUCCCAAUAAUCAAAGGACUCGAUGCUGAACAGGAAAAAGGUUCUUUGAGACGGGGACGGCUUCCAAAGGUAUUGGUCCUAGCACCUACCAGAGAACUGGCUAAGCAAGUGGAGAAGGAAUUCAAAGAGUCUGCUCCAUAUUUGAACACUGUCUGCAUUUAUGGAGGGGUUUCAUAUGUCACACAGGAGAGUGCACUUUCCCGUGGAGUUGAUGUUGUGGUUGGAACUCCUGGUAGAAUUAUUGACCUGAUCAAUAACAACAGCUUGAAAUUGGGUGAAGUUCAAUAUUUGGUUCUUGAUGAAGCGGAUCAAAUGCUUGCUGUUGGAUUUGAGGAAGAUGUCGAAGUCAUUCUGGAAAAGCUUCCUUCAGAGAGGCAAAGCAUGCUUUUUUCAGCAACCAUGCCUGGUUGGGUUAAAAAAUUAGCCAGGAAAUUUCUGAAUAAUCCUCUGACCAUUGACCUAGUUGGUGAUCAAGAAGAAAAGUUGGCUGAAGGAAUUAAGUUGUAUGCUAUUCCAACUACAGCAACAUCCAAACGGACUAUCCUUGGGGAUCUCGUGACAGUCUAUGCGAAGGGUGGAAAAACCAUUGUUUUCACACAGACUAAACGAGAUGCUGAUGAAGUCUCGUUGGUAUUAACAAAUAGCAUUGCUUCGGAGGCACUGCAUGGCGACAUUUCUCAGCACCAGAGGGAAAGAACGUUAAAUGGUUUUAGGCAAGGAAAAUUUACAGUGCUUGUUGCUACUGAUGUUGCUGCUCGCGGGCUUGAUAUUCCGAAUGUUGACCUUGUUGUUCAUUAUGAACUUCCAAAUGACCCAGAGACAUUUGUGCACCGUUCCGGCCGAACAGGACGUGCAGGAAAAGAAGGUACAGCUGUUCUGAUGUUCACCAGUAGCCAAAGGCGGACUGUCAAAUCUCUUGAGCGUGAUGUUGGGUGCAAGUUUGAAUUUAUUAGUCCACCAUCUGUUCAAGAGGUUUUGGAAUCAUCAGCUGAGCAAGUAGUUGCUACCCUUAGCGGUGUUCAUCCUGAAUCUGUUGAGUACUUCACUCCAACUGCACAAAAACUCUUUGAACAACAAGGAGUUGAUGCUCUUGCUUCUGCUCUAGCAGCCUUGAGUGGUUUUUCUCAGCCACCAUCCUCUCGUUCUCUUAUUACUCAUGAACAGGGUUUAGUUACACUACAGUUGACACGUGAGACUGCCUAUUCUCGAGGAUACCUAUCUGCUAGAUCUGUCACAGGAUUUCUGUCUGAUGUUUAUUAUGCUGCCGCAGAUGAAAUAGGCAAAAUACACCUAAUUGCUGAUCAAAAUGUUCAAGGAGCAGUAUUUGAUCUUCCAGAAGAGAUUGCAAAAGAGUUGCUGAAUAAGGAACUACCACCUGGAAACACUAUUUCCAAGAUCACUAAAUUGCCUCCUUUGCAAGAUGAUGGGCCUCCCAGCGAUUUUUACGGCAGGUUUUCAAACAGUGAUAGACGGUCACCAAGAGGUUCUAGGGACCAAAGAGGAGGUUCAAGGGACCAAAGAGGAGGUUCAAGGGACCGAAGAAGUUUUAGAUCUUCCAGGGACUGGUUGGAUGACAUUGACGAUGAGGAUAACUCCAGGAGAGGUAGUCGCAGCAGCAGAACUGAGAACAGGUGGUCUAGGAACUCGAGAAGCAGUGGGAGUGAUUGGUUGAUUGGUGAUAGGCAAUCGAGUCGGUCACCAUCUUUUGGGUCCAGGGACAGAAACUUUGGAGGUGCAUGCUUCAACUGUGGGCGUACUGGCCACCGUGCAUCUGAAUGCCCCAACAAGAAAGACUACUAGUUUACCGUCAGAUCAUCCUCCUCCUGUUGCAGCUUGUGAAAAUGUGAAAACCUUGCGGUUGAGAAACAAAGCCUUGGGCUGAUUGGUUCUUUCCACUAGCAGAUCCAAGUCCAUAUUGGGUGAAAAAGGCAUCAUGGAGGAUCACAAGCUUCCAACUUUCCCGUUUUUGCGGCAUCUACAAUCCGAGUACCACCCAUGAUCCACUUAGUACUUUCUGGCGGGUUGAUUAUUUAAAUUUUUUGAUCACUGCACCAAUUUGCCAAAAGAAGCCUAUUACCUUGGGUUGUGAUGAUUUGGGUAACUGGAAAUAAUUUGUGUUUCUGAGUAACAAAGCACCUAUAGAAUCGGCUGUUACUAACCAGGAUAAUUGUGGUAUUGAUAUAUAAAAUACUAUGGAAGCGUUGUUUUGGAAGACAUGCCAGAGUGUGAUAGAAUCAGUGCAUUUUUACA
Molecule: messenger RNA, 2863 nt
Organism: Sesamum indicum (sesame)
Lineage: Eukaryota; Viridiplantae; Streptophyta; Magnoliopsida; Lamiales; Pedaliaceae
Product: DEAD box RNA helicase (RH3)
Cellular component (GO): cytosol
Molecular function (GO): RNA binding; ATP binding; zinc ion binding
Source: RefSeq, a predicted model, not a curated record